AUGGGCACUAGCAAUUGCGACUAUAGGGGGUAUAUGCCGGGGCGGCGUGAAGGGGCUCAGGUCUAUUCUACCCAGGUGCUAGCAAGCCCUGGCAGGGUGAUAUCAGCCAGCAACAGCCAUCGCCGCAAAUCCUUCGUGCCGCCUAAUGAGGCUGUCGUGGGCAAGACGUUCAUUGGCCGGCGUUACAACGCCAACCCCCAAGGCUUCUUCACUGACAUACGGGCAUUUUGCCUCAAUGACGAACCUCGAGCCCCGUCUGGUGCUGCUGCCGUGAUUCUGCGCUGCGCUGCUGCUGCUGUCUGUUCGUCAGAUGCCCCCUCCUAA
Molecule: messenger RNA, 324 nt
Organism: Ustilaginoidea virens
Lineage: Eukaryota; Fungi; Ascomycota; Sordariomycetes; Hypocreales; Clavicipitaceae
Exons: 2
Coding region: 1-324 (107 amino acids)
Source: RefSeq, a predicted model, not a curated record